AUGUCAUCCAGAAGACCAAAAGCACAGGUCAUACGCAAUGAAUCGAGUGAUGAUGACUUAGGCGGGAAGAGUGCUGACAAUGUCCAAAAGACAAAACAAAGAAAACCUAAGCUAAAGCUUAGGAACAAAAUGAAGGUUUUGAAAUAUGAAGAGCAUGAAGAAGACAACAAUCAAGCAGACAGUGAUACGGUUGAUCAGAUCACGUUUCAAGUCAAGAGAAAAGAGAAAAAGUCCAAGUCAGAGCUACCACUAUUUGGUCAAUUGGAUAUUGAAGAACCACCCCAGAAUAUUCACAGUCUAGAUGACUUGAAAGUGAAGACGAGAGAGCAACAAGAAGCUUUCAAUGAUCAUGACCAGAAAACAGAGCAUAGCAAACCAUAUAUUAGCUCUGUAAAACCCAGUCCCCCAAAUAUUAAUGAGUACGAUAAUUCACCAACAGACUUGAAGAAUAAUGUCUCAAAUAUAAGUGAUAAUUCCCACGACGAUUUCAUUCCUCUGGAUGUGUCUGAUAGUGAAGAAAUUACGAUGCAAAAUGUCAAUGUUGACUUGUUGGACGAUGGUAGGUUACCUGUAACAGAAAAAGAGGAAAUUUUACAGAGGAAACUAGAACAAAAAGAGAUGGAGCGUAACUUCUAUGAUGUUGAAUUAUCCAGUGAUAAUGAUUUGGAAAUGGAUGACUGGGAGGCAUCCAAGCUAAAAAGUGGAAAUAUCCUAAAGUCUGAUAUAAAAAAACCUUUGAAUUUACCCAAAUUGAACCUUGUUGCAGAGGAGUCACUUGUGAAUGAAAUAACUCAUGUGAAGGACAUGAUUGACCAGCUUCAAAUUAAACUAAAGCAAAACGAGUUAGAUUCACAAAAUAUACAAAAUAGAAAAGCUGAAAUUUUGAAGAACAAGGAAAAUACCACUAAAUACCUCCAGAAGUUGGUUUUAGAUUUUAAAGAGAAUUGA
Molecule: messenger RNA, 948 nt
Organism: Hansenula anomala
Lineage: Eukaryota; Fungi; Ascomycota; Saccharomycetes; Phaffomycetales; Wickerhamomycetaceae
Gene: NTR2
Product: Ntr2p
Exons: 4
Coding region: 1-948 (315 amino acids)
Source: RefSeq, a predicted model, not a curated record